AUGCUUGCUCUACUUCCAGAGCUCCAAAAUCACAACAAUGGCCAACAUUUGAGUCAUCAGAGAAAUCACCAUAGUCAUUCGAACGGUGAUCCUCUUCCAGAUUCUGAUUUAUUUGACGAGGACUUGCUAGAUUUUGAUGAGGAUCUAUGCAAUCAUGGUCACGAACUAUCGUACCAUCAUCAAAAAGAGGAAUAUCAUGGCUUGACAGCUUCCGACCAUCAUGAAGACAUUCUUGAAAUGCCUGAUGAUGAUACAUAUGACUAUAAUAAUUACAAUGAUGAUGACAUAUUUGACCACCAAGAAGAGAUGCCACUUGAUGACGGUAAACACGAUGUAGUGGACGAUGAGAUAUUGGACGACGAUGAGAUACUCGACGACGAUGAGAUAUUAGACGACGAUAUGUUAGGAGAGGACAUAAUGGACAAUCACAUCCUUGAUGAUCGUAUAUUAGACGAUAUACAUCACCACGACGACCAAGACUUGUUCCCAGAUGGCGAACAAGAGCUACAGCCAAUUGAUGCUCACGUUCCUGUAUUUGACGAUCCCAUGCUAGACGAUGAUACCGUCGAAGACGAUAUACUCGAAGGCGAAUAUCACGACGAAUUGUUUGAAGAAGAUAAUCGCAAACAAGUAAUCAAACGUGAAAUCAAACAUGAGGAAGGCGAACCUCAUGAACCACCUGAUUUCGACCCGCCACCUUUUGAAUUCGAUGAUGAUCAGGACGAUGAUGAUCUCUUCGAACAGGGUGGCAGGAUAUGGAACUUUGGUCAACCAGAGCCUGAAAUUGUUGAAGAGUUUCAUCGAGUUGAGCCACAACCACGAGAUGUGGUUUUGGAUCGUAGCCAAGACCUACUGGAUGAUGCUAAUUCAGAUCGCGGUCAAGGUCAACGACGUUACCUUGAAGUGGUGUCAAGAAACAAAAAGAAUCAGAUAUUGGAUCCUGCAACAGGCUUGUUGAGAACUCGUGUACGAGAUAUGCGCUGGAAGAGAAUCAAAGAAGGGAAACGUCCAUUUGAAAUCAUUGUUCGUGUGUUGGAAGUAGUAGUCAGAAUUCUCAGGGAUAACACCAAGUUGACCAAACGAGAUAUCUAUUAUCAACAUCCUCAAUUCUUUGGCAACCAGGCAUGUGUCGACUGUGCAAUAGAGGACAUUGCAUGUACUGCUCAAGUCCCUCGCUACUGUUUGAAUGUCGUUGCUGGAUCCAAAGGGCUGUUUGCUGGACCUCUUGAAAUCAUCUGUGCUGAUGGAAGAAUCAUAAGUGGUCUUGGUGGCACGGAUCAGGGAGUUCUGGCUCCUUCUGAAGACAAGAUUGCACGAGUCGUGAUGCCUCCUACUGUCGUUGCAGUUCUUGUUAUUGAAAAAGAAGGACCAUUUCGUACUCUUCUUCAAGCCGGCUUUGGCGACAAUACCCAACAGGGCCCAAACUAUGUUGUCUUGACUGGAAAAGGAUAUCCUGAUGUAGCCACUCGAGUGCUGCUUCAUCGUAUUGCGCAAACCUAUCCCGAUAUUCGUAUUCUGGGAUUGGUUGAUUGUGAUCCUCAUGGUUUACAAAUCUUGCUCACGUACAAGUACGGAUCUAUUAGUAUGGCAUUUGAUUCAGAGGGUAUGGCUGUACCUCGUAUCGAAUGGGUUGGAGUCUUUGCUUCAGACUUUGUCAAGUAUGGUGUCGACUUUAGCAGACUGCUAUCCCUAACAGCUAAUGAUCGCACCAAAAUACCGCAAUUACUUAAGAAAGAGUAUCUGGAAUAUCUGCCUCUGUAUAAGUAA
Messenger RNA from Synchytrium microbalum, 1767 nucleotides. RefSeq lists its product as uncharacterized. NCBI's taxonomy places the organism in Eukaryota, Fungi, Chytridiomycota, Chytridiomycetes, Synchytriales, Synchytriaceae. Gene Ontology annotation, molecular function: ATP binding; DNA topoisomerase type II (double strand cut, ATP-hydrolyzing) activity; DNA binding. The transcript has 7 exons. Bases 1 to 1767 code for a protein of 588 amino acids. Gene Ontology annotation, biological process: meiotic DNA double-strand break formation; reciprocal meiotic recombination; meiotic DNA double-strand break processing. Gene Ontology annotation, cellular component: nuclear chromosome. The record is from RefSeq and is a predicted model, not a curated record.